UCUGGUUUAAAUAUGAAUUAUUCCAACAUAAAUGUAUUCGUUAGUACCUAUCUAAAGAUAGAUCGCAGUUUUAAACGAAAGUUAUCCAAUAUUUGGUAUAAAAGUUGUGUGUUAGAUGAUCGUAACCAAAUAGAUUGUAUUAACCUGAGUUCUAGAUUCUUUCAUUCUUCAAACCUAAGACGACAAGUAAAAAAUGAUGGUGUUGAAGUACUUUUGUCUCCACAAGAAGUUACAGUAAUUCUACGUAAAAAUGAAUUCAACAAGGAUUUCUCUUACGGAUCUGUUAAGUCCUAUGAUUCAAAUCAGCUGCCUUCAAAUUCUCCUACUGAAGAUACCAGAUGUGAAGCACAGUGCAAGAUGACAUCUGGUUUACUAAUGGGAGUUUUUGAUGGACACGGUGGCCCUGCUUGUGCUCAAGUAAUAUCUAAGCGUUUAUUUAAAUAUAUUGCCGCCGCACUUCUACCUCAAAAUCUUUUACAAAAGUAUAAGGAACAGGAACCUCGUGAGCCAUUGAUAGAAACUUAUAAUGAUAGAGCCGAAAUUGUGCAGGAUCUCAAACUAGUCUAUGAUAAUAGUUUUAAUCUUUAUUUGAAUAAACUUCUAGCAGCUGCUAAGAAUGAUGUUAAUAUUGAAUCUUCAUUAGUUGAUGGUAUUAUGCAAUUAGAUAGUGAUCUUUCAAGAGAAGUGUUAGAUAUGUACAAAGAAAACGGUACAGUUAACCACAAGACUUUAUCAGUGGCUUUAUCGGGUGCUGUUGCUUGUUUAUCUUACAUAGAUGGACCUCAUAUGUAUGUAGCUAAUGUUGGCGACUGCAAUGCUGUUAUAGGCACUAUGGAUGAUGAUAAUAAAUGGCUUGCGAAAAAAAUUACCAAAGAACACAAUACCGAAAAUUUUGAUGAACUCAAAAGGGUUUGGAACGAACACCCUGAUGAGGAGCGUAAUACUGUUAUAAGAAGAGAUAGACUUUUAGGAGAGCUAGCGCCGCUACGAAGUUUAGGCGACUAUAGAUAUAAAUGGGAUAUUGAAACAUUAUCGCAACUGGCGGUUCCUCUGAUAGGCCCAAAAGCCAUACCUGCAAACUAUCACACUCCGCCAUACCUCACAGCUAAGCCUGAUAUAUUUUAUCACAGACUAUCACCGAAAGAUAAAUUUUUAAUAAUUGCCUCAGAUGGUUUAUGGGAUAUGAUGACACCCCUUCAAGCUGUUAAAUUAGUAGGAGAACAUAUGAAAGGAAAAGUAUUUUUUAAUCCCCUUAUGCUUCCAAAGAAGAAUAUUCAGUUGGGAGAUUUAAAUGACCUAUUAUUGCACAGAAAAGAAAGCUUGAAGAGCAAACCGAAAGACCGUAAUGCUGCUACUCAUCUUAUUAGACAUGCUAUAGGAGGUACUGAGUAUGGCGUCGAUCACUCAAGACUGGCGCAGUUGUUGAGCUUAUCGCCUGAUGUCAGUCGCAUGUUUAGAGAUGACAUUACUGUUACCGUAGCUUACUUUGACUCGGAAUACCUUAGACAGUGUCCGGCAUGAUUUUCUGUUUUAAUCUGUAUUCAUGAACUACAGUGCCUUGUAAAUUAUGUAGGUAUACUAUUUUAUGGCCAUAGUUACAGGUUAGUUAAUUUUUAUGUUCCUGAAUAUAUGAGUGAUGUAGACAUAUUUAAUAUUGUGACAAAUUAAAUUGAUUGUGAUUGAUGGGUUUCGAACGUGAA
Molecule: messenger RNA, 1700 nt
Organism: Melitaea cinxia (Glanville fritillary)
Lineage: Eukaryota; Metazoa; Arthropoda; Insecta; Lepidoptera; Nymphalidae
Gene: Pdp
Product: pyruvate dehydrogenase [acetyl-transferring]-phosphatase 1, mitochondrial
Exons: 4
Biological process (GO): protein dephosphorylation
Molecular function (GO): cation binding; protein serine/threonine phosphatase activity
Source: RefSeq, a predicted model, not a curated record